UAUGAUGAAAUAAAACCCAGUCGGGUCAACAACACUCUGAGAAAAAACCGGUUCUGAUCUAAUCGUAUUUGCAGGAGGCUUGGUGAUCUUCAACAACAAUCUCGAUUCGAUUCGAUUCAAUUCGAUUCGAUUCUCAUAGCCGUCCAUUUCGACUCACAUAGGAAAACAUCAUGGGAUUCUGGACACUGAUGGAAGGGUUGUUGCUAUUCGCAAACGCACUUGCUAUCCUCAACGAAGACCGUUUCUUAGCUCCCAGAGGAUGGACACUCACCGAGCUUCACCAAACCGGCAAAAGAAACUCCCUCAAAGGCCAGAUCGUUGGUCUCAUCCACGCCUGCCACUACAUGAGGCUCCCUCUCAUGCUCUUUAACUUGAUUGUCAUCGUUUUUAAGCUCUUCUCCGGUUAAAACAAGCCAAACUAUAGUAGAUUCUAAUAAUUCACAACCUAAACAGUAAACACACUUCUCUUCUUUGUCGUUGAUUUAUUAAAAUUCAAAACCCGGCAUUGUAUUACAUUAUUGUUCUGAAAAGACAAGUUUUUUGAGACCAAAAGCUAUAAACUUUGGAUA
This is a messenger RNA of Raphanus sativus (radish), 569 nucleotides long. Its product is annotated as protein transport protein yos1. The transcript is spliced from 2 exons. NCBI's taxonomy places the organism in Eukaryota, Viridiplantae, Streptophyta, Magnoliopsida, Brassicales, Brassicaceae. Gene Ontology annotation, biological process: endoplasmic reticulum to Golgi vesicle-mediated transport. The coding region runs from base 171 to 407 and encodes 78 amino acids. Gene Ontology annotation, cellular component: Golgi membrane; COPII-coated ER to Golgi transport vesicle; endoplasmic reticulum membrane. The record is from RefSeq and is a predicted model, not a curated record.